Molecule: messenger RNA, 1285 nt
Organism: Neltuma alba
Lineage: Eukaryota; Viridiplantae; Streptophyta; Magnoliopsida; Fabales; Fabaceae
Product: flavanone 3-dioxygenase 3-like
Exons: 4
Coding region: 261-1217 (318 amino acids)
Source: RefSeq, a predicted model, not a curated record
CGUGCUUCAGCAAUUUCUCUUACACGCAGAGAAUCCAAAGAUUAAAGCUGUGUCUACAUGCAAACCUCUCAAACUCCUCUUACACAUAUAUCUGACCUUCAUUUUCUUUUCCGUACUAGCUCAAGUCUCAUCCUCUUUCUUCGUUGAUUGAUCAACCUGAUUGAACGCAUCAGAGGGAAGCAGCAUGCCACUAAAUGCUUUCAUGGUAGGCAAGUAAAGAAUAAGAUUCUGUCAGGUUUUCCUUAGCUGGCUUUUUGCAAAUGAGUAUGACCACAGACCUUCCUUUGAUAGAUCUUUCCUCCUUGAAAGAUCAUUCUUCAAGAUCUCAAACACUUGAGAAAAUUCAGAUUGCGUGUAAAGAAAUUGGUUUCUUUCAGGUUAUAAAUCAUGGAGUUUCUCACUCUGUUAUCAAAGAUGCCAUAGACACUUCAAUGGAGUUCUUUGACAUGUCUGAUGAGGAAAAGAUGAGUUUUGCUUCAGAUGAUAUUUAUAAGCCUGUGAGAUAUGGGACGAACAUCACAAAUCCUCACAGAGAAGGUUACCUACAGAGAAGUUUCCUCAAGCUCUACUGUCAUCCAAUCUCACAUUGGAUCCAUAUGUGGCCUUCAAAUCCUUCAAAUUACAAGGAAAAGAUGAGAGAGUAUGUGGUGGCAGUGCAAGCUCUAAACCAGCUACUAAUGGAUAUUGUUAUAAAAAGCUUAGGAUUAAACCCUAGUUACAUACAAGGAGAAAUCGACCAAGGAAUGCACGUCGUGCUCGUGAACUUCUAUCCCCUUUGUUCUGAGCCACAAUCUCUUUCAGGCUUGGCUCCCCACACUGAUCAUGGCUUACUUACUAUUGCACUUCAGAGUCAUCCAGGGCUACAAAUUAAGAACCCUAAUGACAAGUGGGUUGAUGUGCCAUUAAUUGAAGGAGCUUUGUUAGUGCUUUUGGGAGAUCAAAUGGAAGUAAUGAGCAAUGGAAUAUAUAAGAGCGUGACACAUCGAGCGACAAUUAGUAAUAAUGCAGAUCAGAAUCGAAUUUCCAUAGCAAGUUUCUGCAGUUUUGCAUUAGAGGAAAAAGUUAGGCCAGCUCCAAUGCUGGUGGAUGAAGAACACCCAUGCCUGUACAGAGAAUCUAGCGUCAAAGAAUAUUUUGACUUUGUUUCAAGCAAUGGUACACAAAAAAUAAGGUUCAUUGAUACCCUGAAGAAGAAUCUCGUGAAAGAACAUGCCUAGCUUUUAUUUAUUGGAAUGUGUGAAUGACUGUAUAUCCUAUAAUAUACAAGAAGAAUCUGGUUGUUUCA